Dendronephthya gigantea is the source of this 2786-nucleotide messenger RNA. Its product is annotated as transmembrane protein 180-like. The record is from RefSeq and is a predicted model, not a curated record. Bases 129 to 1532 code for a protein of 467 amino acids. Lineage: Eukaryota; Metazoa; Cnidaria; Anthozoa; Malacalcyonacea; Nephtheidae. The transcript has 17 exons.
GCACGACGUGACACGUUAUAGGAAAUGUAACAAAUUUGUAAACAUUCGAAAUUCGAAACAUUCGUGGCUCGAAAAUUCAAAACUGUUGCAAUAUAGCUACAUUUUUAACCAUCUUUGAGGCCUAAAACAUGGUCAAUAAAAAUGCUCUGGCCUACGCGGCCGCAACAUUUGGAUCUAGUCUGAUAAAUUCAAUUUUUGGAUUCUUUUAUGUCAAAACGUUCUUGAAUAUUUACAAAAUAAAUGGAUGGUGGUUCAACACAGCCCAAAUAAUCUACAUGAUUUGGAAUGCCGUCAAUGAUCCACUAUUCGGCUAUUUGCAGGACAGUUCAAAUAUUAAGAUAUUUCGAGUGAGAUCUUUGGCAGUGUUAGUUGGAGCCCCGUUAUAUGCCUUGAGUUUCCUAACACCAUGGUUUCCACUGAUCUCAGAACGGCCUGAGUGGAUGGUUGGUCUCCAUCUUCUUUUCUCACUUUGUUUUUUCGAUUCGCUGUUCACCUUCGUUUUGCUGGCCCAUUGCGCGCUAUUUACUGAAAUUUCUCCGUCAGCAAAUGACAGAGCCCAGCUGCUGAAAUACAGUCAGAUAGCUUCAAUCAUGGGGUCGUCUGCCGUAUUUGUUGCCGAUUAUGUGUCAGAUAGUCAAAAGAAUUUUGUCAAUUUUCAAAUACUUUGCGUCAUUGUUGCGAUAAUAAGUUGCGUGGCCAUGUGUUACGCUGGACUCAAUGUGAAAGUGGACAAAAAAUAUGAACCAGUUAUCGACGAGAAAGGGGACAAAAAAAAUGGGCCUACAUCAGUCUCUUGGUGGUCACUGACCUUUCAAAUAUGCAAACAGAAGAAUUUCGUUUGCUUUGUGAUAAUGAAUUUUCUACAGAUAUUCCACACAACUUACAGCAGUAAUUUCUUUUUAAUCUUUGCUGAAGAACUGAUGGGUUCUCAAUUACCUCCAUUUGUCCGAAGUCUUUUGGCUGGAUCAACAUUCAUGAUACCACAGAUUCUUGGACUACUGGCAAAUCCUCUCAUUGUAAAAUACGGAUCCUAUCACAUAAUUCUGAGCUCAUUUUAUAUCAAGCUUGUAAUGGCUGUUUUGCUGUACUUGAGUGGACCAAAUCAAAUUCUUAUUUUGGCUGCUUUCUUUGUGCUUGACAAGAGUAUUCCUAGCGCGACAUUCUCCCAGUUCAAUAUACCUCUCUCUGAUAUUAUUGACGAUGAUCUUGCGAAGCAUAAACGAAGUUCGCCAAUUUCAUCGCUUGUAUUUGGUACGAAUGCUUUGUUUACAAAACCAGCGCAGUCGUUCGCGCCAAUGUUGAUCGUUGCCAUCUUAUCAAGCUACGGUUAUGACGACAAAAGCCACACGAUGAAACCAACUACUAGUCCAGGUUCAUUAUCGUCGUCUGCAGAUCUUAAAACGGUGAUGUUCAACGUGAUGUGUUUCCUCCCAGCAAUCAUCGCCAUUUUACAAAUACUGGUGUGGAAUAGUUACACUCUCCGAGGCAGAAGAGACAAAACUCCUGAGGACGAAAGGUUUGAUCUCCAAUAAAAGCAAGUAAGCUUCUAUUAAGGUAGCUCAAUAGGACAAACUAUAGGAAGGUAUAUAUUAUGGGAAGGUAUAUUUUUUCCUCUUAAAUGUUUGACAGUGUAGAAUUGUCCUUCAAUCUAGUUCAUUGCACAGAGCCCUGGGGCCGGUUGUUUAAAAGCCGGUUGUUUAAAAGCCGGUUGCUCUGAGUUAAAGCAAAUUUUCGCAUCAUUUUUUUAAUCGCUUAUUUACAAAGUUGACUAUCUUUUUCUGUAAGUAUUUUCUCGAUUUUCUCUUGAUAAUUGCAUACAAUUUCUCGUGUAGUCUAAAGAGGGCUUUAAUUUUCAUGCAAUCUGUAAUGGUGUAUUAAACAUGCGCACUUUUAGACCACACGUAAAAGCAUGUUGUUGACGACUAUUAACAAUUAAUUUUACUGCUCGCUAAGAAACCAGUUCGCAAAACUCGUAGCUGAAAAUAAAAGAUGUUGAUUGCACAAUUCAGGCACUGACUUCCCUUUAACUAUCAUCAGCUCAAGGUCGUGAAAUUUUUGAGAUGAAAACUCUGUGAAAUCUAACGACAGGUUUACAAUAUACCAGGAAGCAUGAAAAAGUUGCUUAAACUCUGGGAUGUCGUGAGUUUCAUAGUAAAUUUUUUAUGCAUUUUUUUUCUCAAACCGAGUAAGUUUCCACAGAAUUCGAACUCUGGUGUAAUAAGGGUUUGAUAUUAGACUAAAUAUUACCAUACAGAAAUUAUGUGUUAUUUACGAAAACAUAUUUUUAAAUUUAACCCCAGUUUAGCGUUGAAAAAGGCUAUUUCGUCAAUAACUUUGCAAAAUAACGAUAAAUCAAUCGUGUAUAUACAUGGUUUUGAGACUAAAUAAAAGCACAAUACAACUCAUUAACUAUGUUAUUGUCCGGAUUUAUGCAAAAAAUGGUUCCUUUCUCUUCACGUGUCUAUUGUAUUUUAGCCAAACUUACCAAUGGCAUUCGUCUCGCUAAGUUCCUUAACAUUGACUUGAAAAAAAUGUUAAUUAUAAGAUUGCUAUUGAUUUAUAUCUGCAAAAUACAAUAGAUAUGUGAUGAGAAAGGAACAAUAUUAAACGUAAAUCUACCUCGACAUAGUUAAUGAGUUGUAUUGUAGUUUUUUAUGUAGUUUCCAAACCAUGUAUAUUCUAUUAACUAUGAUGCUAUUCAUGCAUUACUUACGACACAUCUCAACUAAAUAAUCCAUCGUAAUUAACGCUACUCUGGUUUUAAUAAAUGAAAGUAAUAACCACAC